CUUUGUCUCAGAGCUCCCUUCAUACCUUUCCGCCACGCUGAUCGCUGCUCUCGUAGACAUGUAAUAAGAUGGACUCAGUCUGCUGACGACCUGAUUCUGCACAGAGUCGUACACAUAGUGGGCGUCGUGACUAGCACCUAGCAUCAUGUCGUCAGCAAAGCCAGCCACCAACAUGGCUUCCGAGGUCACGAUCAUGAAGACCAAGGCUGCCGCCAAACGGGGACUGAAAGCAAUUCCAGAGGAGACGGAGACAGUCUGGCCGAAACCCGAAUUCGGACCCAGCACACUGAUCGAUAACAUUUCUAAGGAAGGCAAGAAGGCUCAGGGCUUCAUCAUUCCUGCCGGAUCCAUGUUCCCACUAGGCUGUGCUAUACCGAAUAAUACCGUUCUGCAAUAUGGCGCCUACUUCCCACCUGGGACCAUGUUUCCAGAUGGCGUCUUAGUCCCCAUACACGCUCGAAUGGUCUCUGUGCAACCUAUCAAGACGCCUCAACCAUUGGGCGAUCCUUCGGAGCCAGUCUGUGUCAUCAUGUAG
This is a messenger RNA of Kockovaella imperatae, 535 nucleotides long. RefSeq lists its product as hypothetical. The transcript has 4 exons. The record is from RefSeq and is a predicted model, not a curated record. NCBI's taxonomy places the organism in Eukaryota, Fungi, Basidiomycota, Tremellomycetes, Tremellales, Cuniculitremaceae. Bases 146 to 535 code for a protein of 129 amino acids.